AUGAGUUACGGCAAGAAAGACGAAGAUGCCGACCUCGGCUUGGUCAAGGUCGACCGAGUGCAGGUAUUCCAAGAAGCUCGCCUAUUCAACAGCUCCCCCAUCCAGCCCCGGAGAUGUCGCAUCCUCCUGACCAAGAUUGCCCUGCUUCUCUACACCGGCGAGAAGUUCCCGACCCGCGAAGCUACCGACCUCUUCUUCGGCAUCUCAAAGCUCUUCCAGAACAAAGAUGCCAGCCUACGCCAGAUGGUGCACCUGGUCAUCAAGGAGAUUGCCUCGUCUGCCGAGGAUAUCAUCAUGGUCACCAGCACCAUCAUGAAGGAUACCGGUGGCAGCACAGACGCCAUCUACCGACCCAAUGCUAUCCGGGCUCUGUGCCGCAUCAUUGACGCCACGACCGUGCAAUCCAUCGAGCGUGUCAUGAAGACCGCCAUCGUCGACAAGAACCCCUCCGUCUCGUCGGCCGCCCUCGUUUCGUCGUACCACCUGCUUCCUAUCGCCAAGGAUGUCGUGCGCCGGUGGCAAUCAGAGACCCAGGAAGCCGCAGCUUCGACAAAGUCCUCUGGCGGCUUUUCGCUUGGAUUCUCGUCCUCGUCGGGCUCGUUGCCCGUCAACAACUCCACCAUGACCCAGUACCACGCCAUUGGUCUGCUGUACCAGAUGCGCUCGCACGACAGAAUGGCUCUGGUGAAGAUGGUUCAACAGUUCAGCCAGGCCGGGACCGUCAAGAGCCCCGCCGCCACAGUCAUGUUGGUCCGGUUAGCAGCCCAGCUGGCGGAAGACGACCCGUCCCUCAGGAAGCCCAUGAUGACGUUGUUGGACAACUGGUUGAGACACAAGAGCGAGAUGGUCAACUUUGAGGCCGCCAAGGCGAUCUGCGAUAUGCGCGAUGUUACCGACGCUGAGGUCACUCAGGCUGUCCACGUCCUCCAGCUGUUCCUGUCCUCGCCGCGCCAUGUCACCAAGUUUGCUGCGCUCCGUAUCCUGCACAACUUUGCCUCGUUCAAGCCACAGGCCGUCAAUGUCUGCAACCCGGAUAUCGAGCUCCUGAUUUCGAACAGCAACAGGUCAAUUGCCACAUUUGCCAUCACCACCCUACUCAAGACCGGUAACGAGGCCAGUGUGGAUCGGUUGAUGAAGCAGAUUACUGGUUUCAUGUCCGAGAUUACCGACGAGUUCAAGAUUACUAUUGUCGAGGCCAUCCGCACGCUUUGCCUCAAGUUUCCCAGCAAGCAAGCUGGCAUGCUCGCAUUCCUCAGUGGCAUCCUGCGCGACGAAGGAGGCUACGAGUUCAAGCGUGCUGUUGUCGAGAGCAUGUUCGACCUGAUCAAGUUCGUGCCCGACUCGAAGGAGGACGCCCUGGCCCAUCUUUGCGAGUUUAUCGAGGAUUGCGAGUUCACGAAGCUGGCUGUACGCAUCCUGCACCUGCUCGGUCUCGAGGGCCCCAAGACAUCCCAACCUACAAAGUACAUCCGCUACAUCUACAACCGAGUGGUGCUGGAGAACGCCAUUGUCAGAGCAGCUGCUGUCACUGCCCUGGCCAAGUUCGGAGUCGGCCAGAAGGAUCCCGAGGUCAAGCGCAGCGUUGACGUGCUGCUGACCCGCUGCUUGGACGAUGUUGAUGACGAGGUCCGAGACCGUGCCGCGCUCAACCUAAGAUUGAUGCACGACGAGGACGAGAUGGCUGAGCGGUUCAUCAAGAAUGAAAACAUGUUCUCCCUGCCAUACUUUGAGCACCAGCUCGUCAUGUAUGUCACCUCAGACGACAAGGAUGUUUUCCAGUCGUCGUUCGAUAUCAGCAAGAUCCCGGUCGUCACGCGGGAGCAGGCAGACGCCGAGGACAGGACCAAGAAGCUGACGGCCACCACCCCGUCGCUCAAGCCGCCCAAGGCCGGCCCUACCAAGGCUGCCGCUACUGGUGCAGACGCCCAAGCCUCAGCUGCCGCCGCGGCGCAAAAGUACUCGCAAGAGCUUAUGGGCAUUCCCGAGCUCAAGGAGUUUGGCGCUGUGCUCAAGUCGUCGCCUGUCGUUGAGCUCACCGAGGCCGAGACCGAGUACGUUGUCAGCGUGGUCAAGCACAUCUUCAAGGAGCACAUUGUAUUGCAGUAUGAGGUCAAGAACACGCUGCCUUCGACGGUUCUGGAGAACGUGUCCGUGGUCGCCAUGCCAGCCGAGGAGGAAGAGCUCGAGGAGGUGUUUAUUCUCCAAGCCGAGAAGCUGGAGACGGAUCAGCCCGGCAAGGUCUACGUGGCCUUCAAGAAGGUGAACGGCGAGGGAUCCAUGCCGACCAGCUCAUUCACGAACGUGCUCAAGUUCACCGUCAAGGAGAUCGACCCGUCGACGAACGAACCCGAGGACACGGGCUACGAUGACGAGUACGAGAUUGGCGACCUGGACCUGGCCGGCAGUGACUACGUGGUUCCUGCAUUUGCAGGCAACUUUGCGCACAUCUGGGAGCAGGUUGGCGCGGCGGGCGAGGAAGCGGAGGAGACGCUGCAGUUGUCUGGUAUCAACAGCAUUGCAGAUGCUACGGAGCAACUGGCCAAGACGCUCUCGUUACAGCCGCUGGAAGGCACCGAUGUGCCGGUCAACCAGACAACACACCAGCUCAAGCUCCUGGGCAAGACGGUGAGCGGGGGACGGGUUGUGGCCAACAUCAGGAUGGCGUACUCGUCGAAAUCCGGCGUGACGACCAAGAUCACGGUGCGGGCCGAGGAGGAGAACGUGGCGGCCAUGGUGAUUGCGUCGGUUGCUUAA
This is a messenger RNA of Neoarthrinium moseri, 2754 nucleotides long. RefSeq lists its product as uncharacterized. Gene Ontology annotation, biological process: intracellular protein transport; endoplasmic reticulum to Golgi vesicle-mediated transport; protein secretion. NCBI's taxonomy places the organism in Eukaryota, Fungi, Ascomycota, Sordariomycetes, Amphisphaeriales, Apiosporaceae. Gene Ontology annotation, molecular function: structural molecule activity. The transcript has 5 exons. The record is from RefSeq and is a predicted model, not a curated record. The coding region runs from base 1 to 2754 and encodes 917 amino acids. Gene Ontology annotation, cellular component: endoplasmic reticulum; endoplasmic reticulum-Golgi intermediate compartment; Golgi membrane.